AUGGAGGAUGAUGGAGAAAACUACGCCCAUACCUCAGUUCCGUUGAAUGGCCCCUCCGAUUUUUCUCAACCCUUGGCAGGCGUUGUCCUCUGCUGCACCUCAAUUGUCGAAGAUCUACGCACAAAACUAUUCGAGUAUGCCAAACAAAUGGGGGCUAUCUGCGAAUUUGACUUGACCAACGAUGUUACACACCUCAUUGUCGGCGAACCAUUCAACACCCCAAAGUAUAGAUAUGUCGCCAAGGAACGGCCAGAUGUCAAGCCAAUGGGACUCGGUUGGAUUGAAGCUCUACGACAAUUAUGGAUCAAAGACGAACAAAUCGAUGCACAGGCGUUGGAGAAUGAACAUACGUUACCGACACUUCAUUCCCUCAAAUUCAGCAUGACGGGUUGUGAAGAUACUGCGAGGCAAACCAUUGCCGACGAAAUCGAAGCUCAUGGUGCCGUGUAUGCAGGAGAUUUGACAAAAUCAAUCACUCACUUAAUCUCCUUUCGGACUGAAGGUGCUAAGUACAACGCCGCGAAAAGCUGGAAAAUCCCAAUUGUCUCUAUUGAGUGGCUGCGUGAUAGUUUGGAGAGGGGAAUGGUUUUGGAUGAAGCAUUGUACGAUCCGAAUUUGCCACUAGAAGAGCGAGGCAAGGGGGCCUGGGACCGAUCGAAACCCAAGAGGACGUCCCUCGGCAAACGGGCGAGGGAAAACGGUAUGGCUGGAUCAGAAGGAGGUAAAAGGAAGCUACGCCGCACCGCAAGCACCAAACUGAACAGCCAAAGUGAGAGCAUGUGGGGGCAAAUCGUUGGAGGAGGAUCAGUAGUGCAAGUUGCUCAAAGUGGGCAGUGGGAAGUCAAUGGAGAAGAAACGAAGCAGCGAAAUGAUCAAGCCAUUCAAAACAAGCCUGAGCAGUCGCUUGAUACCACCAUACCCAAGCAAACCGUGGAAACUAAAGCGAAAUUAGACGGAAUUUUCAGUGGUUCCAGGUUCUAUUUUCAUGGCUUUACACCUACGAAGGCGCAAGUUCUUUGCAGUCACUUACUUCCCCAUGGAGCUGAGAUAUACGAAACCAUCGAUGAGCUACGCUCAGUACCACCAACAAAUACUUCAUGUCACAAUAUGAUGAUUGUCCCACACGAUUUACCAUUAUCAGAGCAUCCUGAGCUCCCACAGUCCCAGCUGCAUAUUGAAACGGUCACCGACUGGUGGGUGGAAAGAUGUCUCCAUCAGAAGAAAUUUACGGAUCCGGCUGACCAUGUUAUUGGUCGACCGUUUCAAGUUUUCCCGAUCGAGGGAUUUGUCGGGAUGAUUAUCUGCUCGUCUGCCUUCUCCGGCAUAGACUUACUUCAUUUCAAGAAAGCAGUUGAAUUAUUGGGCGCAACGUAUAGUGAGGACAUGACCCCACAAUCAUCAGUACUUGUCAACAAGUCAUUACUCGACUUAAGAAAAGAUAAAUUAGAACAUGCACAGCAAUGGAAGGUUCCAAUUGUUGGAUCAAAUUGGCUUUGGGAUUGCAUCAAAGCUGGUACGAGAUUGAGUUUGAAGAAUUAUCGCUGCAGGCCUCAGAAACGAUCGGACUCUUUGCCAAACACUGAGCAAAGGCCGCAAUCUCCCGGUGCAAGCCAGUCAGAUCGACCCGCGAUCGUUGCUGCAAAGCGGAUAUCUAGAGGGAACAGUAUUUCUGGAAAACACACCAAACCUCUUAGAAACUCUGGAUUCGACGAUUCAGCAUUCGCACCAGACGAAGACGUCACUCUGAAUAAAGCCGCUAUGAAAGAAGAAAACGACUUUUACGAUAUACAAACCUUACCAGCAGCAUCUCCAACUCAAGAACUCACUUCUAGAUCCGAGCCGCUAUCGGAAAGAAACCCAAAUUCGUCCUCAAAAACAGUCUCUACCGCUCCCGCUCCUUCCGACCACCCUGGCGCACGGCCACCACAAGAGGACAUCAGUAAUGCUAUUUCGGAUCUAAUUAGCAAGACGAAGACAGCUAUACAGCCAGCACAGAGUGAGGCCCCUGAAGGACGAAAACGCAGUACGCACAGAAUUCUCGGCCGUGUGGCUAGCAAUAUGUCCACGACAUCAAACCACUCCCGAGCUACAUCAGUUGACUCGACAGCUACUCAUGGCAAUCCAGUUGAAUACCCACCCUACGAUACCGGGACGAAUGAGCAGAUGGAGAUGCUGAUGAAUGGCGAUAGAAUUUCUCACAAAGCUGGAGAUAGCCAACCCCCUCCUACCCAAUUGCAAUAUGAGGAUCCGGAAAGUGAAGCAGUCUCAGAGAGGGUCAUGGCGAGGAUGUUGGGGGAGAAAGCCCCGCCGCCUAAAAGAAAGGGCUUGAAGGAGAAGGCGGUUACGAUUGGGGACUUCGAGCCGAAAGCUAGGGCUACGAGACAGGGAAGGCGGGGCUGA
Lachnellula hyalina is the source of this 2400-nucleotide messenger RNA. It is a transcript of the gene rad4, whose product is annotated as S-M checkpoint control protein rad4. Lineage: Eukaryota; Fungi; Ascomycota; Leotiomycetes; Helotiales; Lachnaceae. The transcript has 3 exons. Gene Ontology annotation, biological process: DNA replication initiation; mitotic G2 DNA damage checkpoint signaling; mitotic DNA replication checkpoint signaling. Bases 1 to 2400 code for a protein of 799 amino acids. The record is from RefSeq and is a predicted model, not a curated record.